AUGCUUCCCUCCUCAAAGCCUUCCAUGCUCUCGAAUAAUGAGAGAAAUUUCAUUCUCUCAACACUCAUGAUUGAGAAGGAGAAUAAAUUAGAUGGUAGUAGUGGUGCUCUAGGUGGAGAUUCGUAUCGGAAGACUCUUGGAACAAAAUCCUCUCAACUCAAUACCACAAUUUUACGAGUGGAUGGACGUGAUUUAUACGAUUAUAGAAGUAUUGAAUUUAUAUUACCAAACGCUACGGAUAAUAAUAAUACUAGUGAUUCUUCUGUUCAAUCGGGACAAGUGCAAGUCUCUAUCGGAAAUACAAUUGCAUUGGGAGUCGUUUCAUGCUCAGUAGUGGAGCCCUAUCUUGAUAGGCCCAAUGAAGGAUUUUUAACUUUUCAUGCGGAUUUUAGUACUGUGGGUGCUCGACCUGUGGGUACAAAACAAACUUCACAACAACGAGAAUUAUGCAUUGAAAUUGGACGAGUCAUUGAUCGUUCACUUCGUGGUUCUCGAGCCAUUGAUACCGAAGCAUUAUGUAUUAUUGCAGGAAGAAAAGUUUGGAGUUUACGAGUGGAUAUUCACAUUUUGCAGGAUGACGGAAAUGUUUUUGACUGUUGUCACUUGGCAGCCAUUGCAUCUUUAUUGCAUUUCAGAAGACCAGAGGUAACCAUUGAAGGAGAUCGAGUCAUUGUUCACACCGUGCAAGAUCGACAACCAGUCCCAUUAAGCGUUCAUCACAUUCCUAUUUGCACUUCGUUUGCAUUCUUUUAUCAUGAACAUUGUACGCUAUUUGUUGUGGAUCCAGGCAAAAAGGAGGAAAUGAUUGCAGAAGGUUUCAUGACAAUUGCCUUAAAUGCUCAUAAAGAAUUGUGUGCCAUUCAGAAAGGAGGUGGAUUGGCAUUGACGAAAGAUCAAAUUUUGGAGUGUGCUCAAAUAGCAUCUGUCAAAUCAAAAGAAAUUACUGAGAUACUGAAACGCUUUUUACAGAAUGAAGAAAGUAAGCGAAUUCAACAAGGAAAAUCAUACUAUGUGAAAUAUGAAGAAGAACCAAUGAACAAAAGCCAAGAGGACGAGGAUGAAAACGACGAAGCAAUUAGCGCAAUUUCUGAUAUUUCUGAACCUUUUUCAGAUAUGGAAGACGAAGAAUAA
This is a messenger RNA of Naegleria lovaniensis, 1131 nucleotides long. RefSeq lists its product as uncharacterized. Bases 1 to 1131 code for a protein of 376 amino acids. Gene Ontology annotation, biological process: U5 snRNA 3'-end processing; nuclear polyadenylation-dependent rRNA catabolic process; nuclear mRNA surveillance. The record is from RefSeq and is a predicted model, not a curated record. Gene Ontology annotation, cellular component: cytoplasmic exosome (RNase complex); nuclear exosome (RNase complex). The transcript has a single exon. Lineage: Eukaryota; Heterolobosea; Eutetramitea; Acrasida; Naegleriidae.